GCUCUCAUAAGCAUCAGCGGAGCUUCCGCGGAGCCGGGGAGCGGGAGCCCCCGGGCGCUUCUCCACUGGCUCCUCCCCUGCCACACGCGCCCGGGCCCCGGUCAGAGGCGGCGGGGGCCCCGGGGCCAGGCCUCUACAGCCCGCCGCCCGCCGGGGGUGAGAUCCCGUGCGGGGGCGGGGCAGGCCCGGCCGCCCAGUUCCUGAUUCUGCAAGCGGUGCCGGGGGCUGCCGAAGCCACAGGCGCGGGGACCGUACGCGGCAAAGAAUGGGCCGGCGCGGCGCGGCGAGCCUGCCCCGAGGCCCAGGCCCGCGACGGCCGCUCUUCCCCGGCGUCCUCCCGUUGCUGCUGCGGCUGCUCCUGCUGGCGGCCCCGCCGGGCGCAGGCGCCGGGGCCGGCCGGCCGCCGCACCUCGUCUUCGUGCUGGCGGACGACCUGGGCUGGAACGACGUGGGCUUCCAUGGCUCCAACAUCCGCACGCCGCACCUGGACGCGCUGGCGGCCGGAGGGGUGCUCCUGGACAACUACUACACGCAGCCGCUGUGCACGCCUUCGCGGAGCCAGCUGCUCACGGGUCGCUACCAGAUCCACACAGGUUUACAACACCAAAUCAUCUGGCCCUGUCAGCCCAGCUGUGUCCCUCUGGAUGAAAAACUGCUGCCCCAGCUUCUAAAAGAAGCAGGCUACACUACCCAUAUGGUCGGGAAAUGGCACCUGGGAAUGUUCCGGAAAGAAUGCCUUCCAACCCGCCGAGGAUUUGAUACUUAUUUCGGUUAUCUCCUAGGUAGUGAAGAUUACUAUUCCCAUGAGCGCUGUACAUUAAUUGAUGCUCUAAAUGUCACACGAUGUGCUCUUGAUUUUCGAGAUGGUGAAGAAGUCGCAACAGGAUAUAAAAAUAUGUAUUCAACAAACAUAUUUACCGAAAGAGCUACAGCCCUCAUAGCUAACCACCCACCAGAGAAGCCUCUAUUUCUCUACCUCGCUCUUCAGUCUGUCCACGAGCCCCUGCAGGUCCCUGAGGAAUACCUGAAACCAUACAAAUUUAUCCAGGAUAAGAAUAGACAUCACUACGCAGGAAUGGUGUCUCUUAUGGAUGAAGCAGUGGGAAAUGUCACGGCAGCCUUAAAAAGCCACGGGCUCUGGAACAACACGGUGUUCAUCUUCUCCACAGAUAACGGAGGACAGACUUUGGCAGGAGGCAAUAAUUGGCCCCUCCGAGGAAGAAAAUGGAGCCUGUGGGAAGGAGGCAUCCGAGGGGUGGGCUUUGUGGCAAGCCCGUUGCUGAAACAGAAGGGUAUAAAGAACCGGGAGCUCAUCCACAUUUCUGACUGGCUGCCAACCCUCGUGACCCUGGCGGGGGGAAGCACCAAUGGCACCAAACCUCUGGAUGGCUUCGAUGUGUGGAAAACCAUCAGCGAAGGAAGCCCAUCCCCCAGAAUGGAGCUGCUGCAUAAUAUUGACCCGAACUUUGUGGAUAUUUCACCAUGUCCUGGGAUGAGCCUGGCUCCACCAAAGGAUGAUUCUUCUGGCCCAGAAUAUUUUGCCUUCAACACUUCUCUCCAUGCUGCAAUUAGACACAGGAAUUGGAAACUUCUCACCGGCUACCCAGGCUGUGGUUGCUGGUUUCCUCCACCAUCUCAAAACAAUGCUUCUGUGAUACCCUCAUCGGACCCACCGACCAAGACCGUCUGGCUCUUUGAUAUUGACCAGGACCCGGAAGAAAGACAUGACCUGUCAAGAGACCAUCCCCAUAUUGUCAAGCAGCUCCUUUCCCGCCUGCAGUUCUACCACAAACACUCAGUGCCUGUGCACUUCCCAGCACAGGACCCACGCUGUGACCCCAAGGACACUGGGGCCUGGGGCCCCUGGGCGUAAGACUUCUUCAGCCCCGGGGUGUCACACCACCUUUCUGUUACAGGUUGGACUUCAGGCCUUUACUCCUGUAUCUCUCAUCUCAUUUUCUGUCCCAACUUGGGUUCCCCUGGCUUUCUCUUGGUCCUCAAUCAUGCUAAGUUAUCUCAUUGCAACCCCCAGUGCAUUUAAGAAGCUGAUAAAACCUGGAACACUCCUGUUGUUGGCCAGGGUAUGUGUCUGGGGGAGAGGGUGGCCAAGUUCAACCUCUUGUUCCUGAGCCGUGGGACAGCUGGGAACUUGACUUGAAAUAGGAAGUUCUUAUUGAGUCCUGGAGGCUGGAACAGCUGGCUCUUUUUGCCUUGCAAGUCAGAUGUUAGAUCUCCCUCUGCCAAUAGCUGGGUUUUAUUGGAGUGCCUCAUGUUCCUUGUAACAAAUGUAGGGAGCAGACAGUUUUUAAUGGUUCUGUUGGCCAGGGAAUCUCCUGUCUGUGAGAGAUCAUGUUCAGGCAUUCCAUGUGAAUAACCCUCCUUGGUUCACCCCUCACUCACUCACCCUGUCACUCAUCUCAUCAUGGAGCAUAAGGCCCAUUUCAUACUUACGGUCAGCAUGGCAAUAAGCCUGCUUUUUGGUUUUGGUUAUUACAAUAAAGAAAUGUGUUUUUAUCCCCAGUUUUUUUUUCCCCCAGCCAUUGCUCAUUUUGUCUAGACUUCCUGCUACCCCCUCUCCCCUGUGUUUCUUUUCCCAACCUCCUUUUGACUCAGUCAUCCUGUGCCUGGGAAGGCUGCUUUGCCUCUGCACUCUGAGCACCGCUGGUUUUUGGAAGACUGUUGUGCCCUGCCUUUCUCUGGCCUCUAAUGCUGAAGCUAGAGCCCUGCCCAGAGAAGGUAAUCAAGUCUGGCUCUGCAGACAUGCUCAUGGUGGACACAAAGGGGCUGGGCGGGUGAUGCUCAGGUCUGUGUCAUCUGUUUGGGGAAGACUUUUAUAAGUUGCCUAGAGUUUAUUGUCAUGGUUGUGGCUUUGUCUCAUAAUGUAUUACAAGUUGCAUGCUAUUCCUUAGCAAUGAGGAGAAACCCCGGGAAAUAGUAACUUUGUCUUGGGAUGUUGGAAAUGGGAAGUUUGAAAGGAAAUGGCCAGCAUCUGAGAUAAUGGGCCUCAGGAAAGCAAAGGAGGCUACAUCCAUGUUUCCCUUAUUUACACUUUUACUAUUUGUAUUGAGGUUCUGGGGUGGGGGAAAGAGGAUGUGCUGUUGGACCUGCCAGCCCUUUCUUAGUCCCACUGAUGUCCUACUAAUGCAGAUCAAUCCAGAUUAGCUCUCAAGAAUGUCAGACUCUGAGACCUAUGUGCAAAAUCUAUACUCUUUUUCCCAUGAGCUCCACUGUUUUUUUCACUGCUUGUCACCAAUGCCUGGACCAGUGCCUGUUACAAAGGAAUCAGUCGGUACUUUUUUUUUUAAAU
Messenger RNA from Mustela erminea (ermine), 3307 nucleotides. RefSeq names its product arylsulfatase B (gene ARSB). The coding region runs from base 266 to 1873 and encodes 535 amino acids. The record is from RefSeq and is a predicted model, not a curated record. Lineage: Eukaryota; Metazoa; Chordata; Mammalia; Carnivora; Mustelidae. The transcript is spliced from 8 exons.